AUGUGCCAUCAGGCUGGAAAUUGUGGCCCUCACCUGCGCCAGUGCCCCUCACCUGCGCCAGUGCCCCUCACCUGCGCCAGUGGCCCUCACCUGCGCCAGUGCCCCUCACCUGCGCCAGUGCCCCUCACCUGCGCCAGUGCCCCUCACCUGCGCCAGUGGCCCUCACCUGCGCCAGUGCCCCUCACCUGCGCCAGUGCCCUUCACCUGCGCCAGUGCCCCUCACCUGCGCCAGUGCCCCUCACCUGCGCCAGUGCCCCUCACCUGCGCCAGUGCCCCUCACCUGCGCCAGUGCCCCUCACCUGCGCCUGUGGCCCUCACCUGCGCCAGUGCCCCUCACCUGCGCCAGUGGCCGAUGGAAGCGCCGAAGCCGUGCACCAACACCACGGCGGGCGCGUCCUCUCUCCCCCGCCACCCCUCCUCGCCGCUCUCCCCCGCGCCCUCGCCGCCGGCGCGGGGCGGAAUGUCGCAGUAGUUGAUGCUGGCGCCGCGCCACGUCCACCGCCGCUGGUGGGAGAGGAUGAGCGCGAGACCCGCGGAGACACCAUCGCCGCCGGGCACGCGCGCGCCGCCAGUGGCGGGGUCCGCCGAGUCACCCUCACGGGCGGCGGCGGCUGCAGCAUCGGCGGCGGCCUGCGGGUCGCCGCCAAUCAGAGCGGCCGUGCCGGCGGCGGCGAAGGCGCGCUGCUGCGACUCGCCUGGCGGACUGUCGCUUGCCGCGUCUGCGGGUCGUUCGCCAUGCGACGCGCGUACGACAAGCUGCGACUGGCGACGAAGAAAUGGUCGAGGCUGCAAGGGCCGCGUGGCGCACAGCGGUGCAGCGCAGGGGGCGGAAUGGAAGGCGCGAAGCGGCGGCCUUCCCAUCCCUCAUGCUCAUUCGAUUGCCAUCUGCCUGCCGCCCAACCUCACACCUCCAUCCCUCACACCCACCCACCGCACGCGCUCCUCGCCGCCCCGAUCUUCUCCGCGCGUCGGCCGCCUCACGCGCUGCAUCGCGUCCCACCAAUCCCCGUCCGCUCUCGCUCAACCUCCCACCGCUUGAGUCAGCCUGUUUCGCCGACUGGAAGAGAGCAGCAGGUAGCGGAGGGGGCGGAGGGGGCGGAUGGCGGUGCUGGUGGAGACGAGUGUGGGCGAGAUGAACCUCUGCUGUCACGCCGCGCCAUGCCUAUGCCCAUCCUCCUCCCCCCCCCCAGGAUGAAGUACUACCAGCACUGCCUCUUCCACCGCGUGCAGCGCGACUUCAUCGUGCAGACGGGCGACCCCACCGCCACUGGCGCUGGUGGUGACUCCGUUUACAAGUUCCUGUACGGAGAGCAGGCGCGGUUCUUUGAGGAUGAGAUCCGGGCGGGGCUGAAGCACGACAAGGUGGGGGUGGUCGCCAUGGCCAGCGGAGACAGCAACCUCAACGCCUCUCAGUUCUACAUCACCACGCGGGCUGGGCUGGACUCACUCGAUGGCAAGCACACGAUAUUUGGCGAGGUGGCGGAGGGGUUGGACACGCUGCAGCGCAUCAACGAGGCAUUUGUGGACGACAAAGGCCGCCCCUUCAAGAACAUCCGCAUACGCCGAGUGCACGUGUUGGACGACCCAUUUGACGACCCACCCGGACUCGCUGACCUCAUCCCCGAUGCCUCCCCACCCAUGCCGCCCCCCGCUGCUGGCGAGGACGUGCGGCUGGAGGACGACUGGGUGCCCAUGGACGAGGGGCGGGCGGCGGACGAGGUGGAGCGCGACGUGCGCCGCAGAGAGGCACAGUCCAGAGGCGUGGUGCUGGAGAUGAUAGGCGAUCUGCCCGAGGCGGAGUUCAAGCCGCCCGAGAAUGUGCUCUUCAUCUGCAAGCUCAACCCCGUCACCCAGGACGACGACUUGGAGAUCAUCUUCUCUCGAUUCGGCAAGGUCCUCUCGGCGGACAUCAUUCGAGACCAGAAGACGGGCGACAGCCUCUGCUACGGCUUCAUUGAGUUUGAGACAAAGGAGGCGUGUGAGGCGGCUUACUUUAAG
Molecule: messenger RNA, 1998 nt
Organism: Closterium sp. Naga37s-1
Lineage: Eukaryota; Viridiplantae; Streptophyta; Zygnematophyceae; Desmidiales; Closteriaceae
Source: the annotation of a GenBank genome assembly